CAAGUAAAUAAGCUCCGACAAACGCUUAGCGCCACGUGCUAAAUCUUCCCUAAAUAAAGCCCAAUAGCUGCAACGGCUACGAAUAGCUGAUGUUGAAGUUACUUACGCCGCCGUGCUAGGGGGUGGGCUUUGUGUAACUGGCCUUGAAUCUAGCCUUCGUGGUUUAUUUUUUAUUUUUUAUUUUUUGCCUUACCUAUCGUCAAUCUGCAUCAAAACACCCUCUCGCAUCACUUCCGCGUCACCUGCUCACCUAUCGAUUUUUCUGGUCCAUAAGAAAUAAUAACAGCCUUGUCUGCAGAAAAAAACAAAGAAGAAAGAAAAAAAAUAACGUAUCCAUUUCUUCCCCUAACGAUGCUGCUACGGAAUUCACAGUUGAAACGUCCUGAAUGGCUACUAGCGUCGCCCAUCGUCAUGUAAAUUUGGCUGAUGAUCCUUUGGUUUUUCUCGAAAGCUUCGAACCUCGUCCCCUCGAAUAUGACCGCCAUCAUGACGUAUUAUACGAUCCCUCCACUGAAUCUAGUAGUCAAUUAUCUAUCAUGUCGGCCGAGGACAUACCCUUAGAGUUAUCCCGUACCCUAACAACCGGGUCCGAAGGUUGGACUGAUUCCGAAGACGACAACGACGAUUCGUCCGUCACGUCUGACACUUCGCAUGCCCGCAUCGCCCGCCGACCACAUUUUCCCCCUGUCCUACCCUCCGUAAAUUCAUCCUCUAGUAUCUCCAAGAGUUUGCCACAGAAGCUAGCAGCAACCAUUGCCGCUGCGGAGGGGACCGGCUUAAACCGCCGGCAACAUAACCUAAGCAAAUCGCAUUCACCUUCUGCUCGGUUUCGACGUGUGAAGUCACCGUCUAUACCUUCCCAAACCCACAGAAGGUCUCUCAUCUCCGAUGCUCUCCGUGUCAACUAUCCGCUGGACUCGCAAAAUCGGCCGAACCUCCUCCGUGUGCCAUCGAGCCGGCAACUACGACCACUUCCACAUGGAAUCCACGACAAUAUAUCGGGAGGGAUAGGGUUUCCUGACGUCAGGGGCCCUAAGCCUAAGCCGUACAGUUGGAAGGGGCUUGGAGCAGAGAGUGAGGAGAGCGACUGCGAGGAAGAUGAGACCGGACUCGCCAGUUCUUCUGAGGAUGAGGAUGAUGAUCAGGACAACGUGUCCGGCCGCGCUUCUCGCGGCCUCCGACGCCUAACGGAACAAUACUCGAGGCUCAGGGACCGGAGGACUAAUCUAUGGGAGAUGUUCGACAGCAUCCAUCUGAAACGAGCCCAGGUUCAAGAUCUACGUCAUAUGAAGGACGAAACCAGCCUCGCUUUUAUGAGUGCCGUGCAGGCUAUACUUCCUAAUAAUCCGGAGCUAGAUCAGCUCUUCAAGGAUAUGCAAGAUGCCCAGCUCAGGUGUCAGGAAGCAGAACAACGCUUCGACGACAUGUUGGACGAGCUCCAGCAUGGCGAAGUAGAGUUGGAGCUAGAAGAGCGAAGGUUCUAUACCGUCGCGGCGGGCGUAGACGAAACUGAUGACGAAACUGACGAUGAAAGCUGUUCGGUGACCUCGGAGGUCUCAGCACUGCGAGGAAUCACUGGUGAUCGCCCGGAAGACAUACAUCCUCUAUUUGAAGAGCUUCGAGAGGCUUCUCGGAACAUACAGUUAGCCAAGGAGCUUCUAGUAAAUACCCAAAUGAAAAGGAAAGCCCUGAGUGCAGGAAAGUCUCAUUUGUUAUCUCCUGACAGUAUCGAGCUGCUGGAGACGUACGGAGAUGCGGGGAAAAACCGAGCUCUCGAACUCAAGCGAUCGGGAGUAAUGUCGGAAGACGAUGUUGAAAUGCUAAUGGAUUACGACAAGCUGGAGCGGAAGGCUCGGUUUGACAUCGGUCGUUUCACGAAAGAUGUCAUAAGAUUGGAAAACGAAUGCCGCGAAAAGGGAGUAAUGCCCAAGAACACACCUUUCCAGGAGGAGGGGUUUGGAGUCAAUCCCGUCCUUAAGGAUGAUAUCCAGCUGGAUGAUGUGCCGUUCGACAUGCACGCGAGAGGGCAACCUAAGACCCUGGCACAUUCGGUGUUCCCUAAGCUACUGUCAAAUCCCACGCACUUGCUGGAGGCGUUCCCCAUGACAGCUCAACAAUCGCUCCGGCUCGCCCUGUCACUUCCUCCGGGAAUGCCAUCCCGUCAAAAGCAUGUUAAUGAUGCGGCCCGCGAGGUCAACAUCCAUUCCUUACUUGAAGAGGCUGGGGAUGUUGACAAAAGGGGCUAUAUUAAUCGUUGGUUGCUUCAUAAGCUUCACUUAUCACCCAUGGAAGCCGAGCUCUUGUGGUCUACUUUCCAUUCUCGUCUUAGAGUUCGCGAUACCAAUAGAUGGCAGCAAGAUGUCCUCCACCUGUGGUGGAAAGAUCAGGCUGCCAACCUACCGCCGGCUCAGUUCGAGGGCGUAUACGAAGAUCGUAGUUCGGCGUCCAUUAACCCAAGGACAGAUCUCCCUGCCAGACGAUAUUCCGACUCCGGCCAGCUUGACCAUCUUAGGCUUUGGGAGAUCGAAGAUGCGUGGGGCUGAAAGACAUGGAUUCUUUUUUAUAGUUCAAUGCCCUUUUUAGUAAGGUAUAUAUAUAGCCAUUAUACUCACGGCUUCAUUUACUUUGUUACUUCACUGGUGGCUUAUGUCGUCAAGUUUCGGGUUUGCGGAGGGCAACGGGACUUGCAAACCGCGUUGGGAAAGAUUGAUUAAUUCAUGGACUUUAUAUACCCCUUAUGCGAUUUUACAUCACGAUGGAGUUUUAGCCAUUGGCUAGGAAGGGCUAAGAUUGGAUUGCUGUUUCAUGUACGGAUCCUAUGUUAACUUACAGGUGGAGGCUGUCUGUACUACUUUGUAGGCGUUCGGUCAUACUCAUACCCCCCAGGCUCUUAUUUUAGAAUGUUAUAACUCCGAGUGAGGUUUUCGCAAGCGUUGUCGUCCAUAAGAUUGAGUUGAGUACCUAGUAUAUCGAUUCUAUGGUCUCGAAUGUACGUAUGAAUGUAUGUCAUGUCACGUAUCACAAGUAGCCUAUCCAUCUACA
Daldinia decipiens is the source of this 3042-nucleotide messenger RNA. RefSeq lists its product as uncharacterized. The transcript has a single exon. NCBI's taxonomy places the organism in Eukaryota, Fungi, Ascomycota, Sordariomycetes, Xylariales, Hypoxylaceae. The coding region runs from base 387 to 2543 and encodes 718 amino acids. The record is from RefSeq and is a predicted model, not a curated record.